CCUUGGUCUCUACUUCUUUCUUCUGAUCUGAGCCAUCAACCAAUCCACCCUUUCGAGCAGCCUUCAACCAUCCCUCUCAGCAAAGAUGAAGUUUCUUCUGAUUGCGACGUGGAUGGCCAUGGCCCUCGUCGCCGUCGCUCUUCCCACCGUGUCCGACGACUUCGACUUGGCCAAUGUCACUGAUGCUGUCGCCUGGACUGGCAACUCCGUUGAAGACCCCACCGUCCACACCCUCGAGAAGCGUCAUACCGUAACCUGCGACACCGGUUUCCACACCAACGGCUUCCAGGUUUACUUGGGCAUUAAGGAGCUGCGCAAAAGGAGAGGCAGUCCCUUCGGCGGACCCUAUGCCUGCACCCGCGUGUACAACAAGCGUGGAACUCGCAUCUAUUGGUGCAACGACGAUUCCAAGGUCCGCUACUUGCCCUCCUAAAACAACAUUGCCGACGCCAUUCAGUCAGUCUUCGAUGUGUGCGGCACCCCUGCAGGUUUCUCCGGCGAAUGCAAUCAUCCCGACAAGUGGAGAGCUUUCCUCCAGCAUGGUUGGAAUAUGGACGAGC
Messenger RNA from Aspergillus calidoustus, 560 nucleotides. Lineage: Eukaryota; Fungi; Ascomycota; Eurotiomycetes; Eurotiales; Aspergillaceae. The record is from the annotation of a GenBank genome assembly.